GUUAGACAGAUAUAUGCUUUCUCAUACAAUUCUGAUAGUAAGAUCUUACACAAAUUCUAUGUACUAUUUGUUAUGCUCGCAGUGUCUGCCGGUGGGGCGCGCCGUCCCCACAGCCCACUCCUUGGGGUUGAGUUCUCACCUGUCUGCGUCAGACACGGACACUUCUCACAUUGCCACGAUGUGAGAAGCUGCAGGAAAUGAAUCUAACUAACCUCUACACUAAAUUCGGACAAUUGCUGUCAGCGAAUGUGUCACUUGGUGGACCUCAACAUGAAGCGGAUAACUGGACUUUCGCAAAUACCAAUCCCUUCGCGGUGGACGUUUUAUUUUCGGGACACGAGCCAGGCACCAUCGUUCUGGUGGUUAUGUACACGCUUUCUUUUAUUACCGGACUCGGUGGGAACAUCAUGGCUCUCCUGGUGCUCACGCGCAAGAGGAACCGUUUGGCGGGGGCAUCGGCUACGCGCCGGCUCCUGGUAAACCUGGCAGUAUGUGACAUGAUGGUCGUGUGCGUGUGUAUGCCCGUGAACCUGGGACACAAGGUUUAUAACGCCUGGGUGUUUGGAGACUUCAUGUGCCGCGCGGUGCCGUUCGUUCAGGCGGUGUCGGUGUCCGCCAGCGUUCUGAGCCUGGCUGUGAUCAGCCUGAACCGGUACUACAGUGUACAUAACCCACUCCACGCAAGGUCCUUCUUUACAGGGCGGCGGAUACUCUGCAUGAUCUUGGUGGUGUGGGCUGUGUCGUCAGUUCUCUGCCUCCCGCUAGUGUUCAUGAACACCACUCGGACCCUGUCUCUCCUGGACGGGGCGCACACCGUCACCGUGUGCGUGGAGAGCUGGGGCAAAGUUAAGCUGCGACAGGGCUACAACUUCCUCCUCUUCUGUUCGCUCUACGGAUUCCCCGUGCUGUUCAACUUGGUCAUCUGCCUGCUUACGGGAUGGAAGCUAUGGGGAACGGACGACAAACUCCAAGAACCAAGCAAAUAUGGUAUUGCGCAAUCAGUCUCUCGUCUAAAAGUUCGUCAAAGGAUCGCCAAGAUGGUGUUGUCUUUGGUACUGCUUUUCACAUUGUCCUGGUUACCCCUAUACGUGGUGGACAUCUGGAUAGAUUUCAACAUGCCGGAGACCAUAGGCGGAGAAGAGGGAAAUCAUUUCGAACACGAGUGGAUCAUGCAGAGCAGACCCUUUGCACAGUGGCUUGGUCUGACCAACUCUGCUCUCAACCCACUGUGUUACUGCUUCGUGGGAAACCUGUACCGGUCAGCCAAGAGGUUCCGGGAGAGCUACAGACAGAAACUGUCGUCAGUGUUCAGUCUGUCGUUACAGCAGUCUACCAUGGGCUCCGUGCGUAAUUUCUCCCUCUCCCACAGCCGCCCUCCAUCAAACAAGCGCGCCACCGAGAAGCGCGCGUCGAAAGAUUGCGACAAUCUUGAUGACAGGUUGACUAAGAGUCAAAGUUUGUCUACUGUCACAGUUUAUGAGACAGUUUUCGAUUGACGUGUUUAAAGUAUCAUGUCGUGACACAAUGAAUGUCGAAAACAAACCUACUCACUGGCCCAGAUCCGUCUGAGACCUGUCAUCUUUCAGUAUUUGGUGUCCCCUUUUUUAUGUGCGCUUCAGAAAAAAAGGUUUUGGUGGCAGAUUGUGCUGGUAAACAAAUGUAAAGAUUUAGCAUGGGGCCGCUAACCUUGGGGUUUGGUGGUCAUAAAAGCUUACACGUUCUGGGCUAGCUACUUGUAGUUCAUAUCUCUUAAAAUGUACAAAAGUGAGUACUGUGCAUUUUAUUAAACGUUGUGGACAUGCUGUUCUAUUUUAC
Osmerus eperlanus (European smelt) is the source of this 1815-nucleotide messenger RNA. Its product is annotated as gastrin/cholecystokinin type B receptor. Gene Ontology annotation, biological process: cellular response to hormone stimulus; G protein-coupled receptor signaling pathway. Gene Ontology annotation, cellular component: plasma membrane. The record is from RefSeq and is a predicted model, not a curated record. The transcript has a single exon. Lineage: Eukaryota; Metazoa; Chordata; Actinopteri; Osmeriformes; Osmeridae. Bases 198 to 1496 code for a protein of 432 amino acids. Gene Ontology annotation, molecular function: G protein-coupled receptor activity; peptide binding.